AUGAAAAUGGUAAACCUUGAAACUUGGCGCGCUCGUUGUUUUCCCUCCCAAAGGAGUGAGAGUUUGCAGAGCAGAGAAGCAUGGUUAACGGAAAAUAACAACGCAGAUCCAGAUGACUUCCAGUCAAUGGUCUCCUUUCUCGAACGCCACCAUUCAGACCAGUUCCACUCCAUUGUUUCUUCUCCCGAUUCCGACCUUCACUUCCCUCUUUUCGUCGAUUUUGCUGAACUGUUUGAAGAGGUAUAUCGCGUUGCUUGUCUCCUCUUGUUCCAACCCAAUACCUAUUUGCGAGUAUUCGACGCAGCUGCCCUUUCGGCCCAGAAAACCGUAUUGGCGGAUUGUAAGAAAGGGGUGGAGAAAAAGUCCAUUCAUGUUCGUAUUAACACCUGUGGCUCAGUCCUUGAAUUCCCUGAAACUUUUCCAAGCAUUGGACGUGUUCGCGUGCAGCACCAUGGAAUUCUUCUCACUCUCAAAGGGAUAGUGAUUAGGUCUGGAGCAAUGAAGAUGCAUGAAGGGGAGAGGACGUACAUGUGUCACAAAUGCAAAAACAGCUUCCCAGUACAUCCUUUGGUGGAAGCUCGAAACUCCAUAUCAUUACCUUCCAUUUGCCCAUUUCAGAAUUCCAAGCCCUGUUCCGGCACGAAAUUUCAGUAUGUAGAGAACACUAUAGUAUGCCAUGAUUAUCAGGAGAUAAAAAUUCAAGAAAGUACACAGGUGCUAGGUGUUGGGGCAAUUCCUCGUUCAAUUCUUGUCAUCUUAAAGGAUGACCUCGUUGAUGUUGUUAAAGCUGGAGGUAUUCACUUCAAAUUUUGAUAACUAUUGUAUCCCAUACACAUUGAUAUUUAACAUAUGACUUGAUCUAGGGGUUAUUACCGCUGGAAAUUAUGAGCAGGUUUCAGUUAAUGUGUGGUAGCUCUAUUUCUCAUUCACUAGUAUUUGAUCUAAGAAAUAUAGACCUUGAAUUAUGGUUUUUCCUUUCAGAAAAUUAUGAAUGAUGCAUCUUUGGAUUUCUUUAUACAAAUCUAUUAUAAUUUCUAUUUUGUCAUAUUGGCCUUACUUGAGAUAAGUUGUUAAUAUGUGAGAAAGUCUUAUUUGUGUUGUAAAUGGCUUCCACGUCUUUUUAGCUUGUCUUGACCUGACAUGAAUUACUUUUUAUGCUUACCGAUUCUUAAUGACUGUAAGAAUUAGUGUGCAUUCGAAAUUGGAUUUAGAUUUUGUAAGUUGAGUGGUCCCUCUUUAUAAUCCUCAUCGAUAAUGAUGCAUUUCUCUCUUCUUUUGUCAAUGGAAAUAUUAAUUUUGUGCCUACUUUUUCUUUUCUCUAUUUGUAUCCCUUGUUACAUCUUUAGACUGUUUGUUAAAUAAUAAGGAAUCUUGUUAUGUGUAUAUUUAUUUCAAUGCCACGUAGUAUUGGGUCAUUUGUUUUAGACAUGGGCUUUUCAGUAGAAAACGUAAUUUUUAUUGCAUUAUUUUCUUGACAAUUUGAUGGUCUGAAUAUGCUAAAGCUGGGGUAUUGGAAGAGAAUACUGACAAAUUAUUUCUGGUAACUAUCAGAAAAUGAAAAGCCGGAAUUUCUAUUAAAAUUAGAUUAUGUGCGUUGUACCAUGUAGGUAUGCAUAGAAUACUUUCUUAUUCCUUGUAAUUUGGAUUGGUCUUCCCACAUUUUUUUAGGGGCAUACGACUAAUACAACAGAUUUGUAGCCUAAAUCCUUAGGUUAGCAAUUAUUUAUUCAUGCGCUUAUAUACUUGUGCAUAUUUCUGUAAAUAAACAGAAAAUAAUAUAGAGUUUCAGUUCUCUCUUUAAGUAAUUGGA
Molecule: messenger RNA, 1810 nt
Organism: Vigna umbellata (rice bean)
Lineage: Eukaryota; Viridiplantae; Streptophyta; Magnoliopsida; Fabales; Fabaceae
Source: RefSeq, a predicted model, not a curated record